GACGCAUAUACAUUACCAAUAUAACUGCGUGAUGUUUCCAAAUGCACGUUAGUUGAUUCGAAAGAGUCGAACUGUUGAUUUCGUCGGGAGCGAGAACGAAUAAUUCAAACUGUGAGAGCUGCCAUCUAGCGACUCUCAAUCAGUCCCGACCUCUCCCGAAAACAAUUGCACUGUUCGACUUGUUGAGGAUUUGAACUCCCGUGAAUUUCGAUUGUUACGUUGUUUGUUUAUUUACAAAAAUGUUGAAUGAAAGUGAGAGACUCUCGGGUGGUACGCAACAAAAUGGCGUUGUCCAGCCUCUCCUCACUGAUCUUUAUCAGAUUACUAUGGCCUAUGCUUACUGGAAAGGCGGUAAAAUGGAUGAUUUCACUACCUUUGAUUUGUUCUUCAGGAAAAAUCCGUUCAGGGGGGAGUUUACCAUUUUUGCCGGACUGGGGGAGUGUCUGAAGUUCAUGGAGAAGUUUCGAUAUUCUGACAGUGAUAUUGAAUACUUAAAGACAACAAUGCCGGAGUCUGUGGAGCCCGAGUUUUUUGAGUACCUGAAGAAUCUAACCCCGGUGGAUGUUACUAUUUAUGCUAUCGAGGAAGGAUCUGUUGUUUUCCCCAGAGUGCCAUUAAUGAAAGUAGAAGGCCCUCUAAUAAUGGUACAACUCUUGGAAACAACCCUACUGACUCUGGUAAAUUACGCAAGCCUAAUGGCAACAAAUGCAGCAAGAUAUCGCAUGGUAGCUGGUAAUAAUGUAUCGCUUCUUGAAUUCGGUCUACGUCGUGCACAAGGUCCUGACGGUGGAUUGAGCGCCUCGAGGUACAGCUACAUAGGUGGGUUUGAUGGAACAAGCAACAUUCUCGCCGGCAAACUUUUCGACAUACCAGUGCGAGGAACUCACGCUCAUGCCUACAUCAGCUCUUUCGCUGGAAUCGAUGAAUUGAAACUACGAACCCUUAGGCACAAAGAGAGCGGCGAGGAGUUCAAUCUCCUUGACCUUGCGUGCCAGUAUCGUGAGGCAAUAGCUUCUGAUCUCGAUGCACUAGUAAUGGAGGCAUCUGACAGUGAACUUGCAGCUCUCGUAAGCUUUGCCAUUGCCUUCCCAGACGGUUUCAUGGCACUCGUCGAUACUUACGACGUCAAAAGCAUAAAAUCAUCGAUCGAGCGGCAGAUACGCAUAGGCAGCUCAAAACUUAAUUCUAAUGACACUAAAACCGAGACCACGGUCAGUGUUAAUGACGGAAAUAACUUGAAUAAUGAGACGAUUAAAUCAGAUACCCACAAGAAUGGCUUUAAUGCCAUGCAACGAGACUGGCCCCGCAAGAGCCUCACAAGAACACCGUCACACAACAAUGACUUUUUAAAACCAGGCGAAUUGGGCGAGCUCUGUGUGAGGAGUGGAUUAUUGAAUUUCUGUGCCGUGGCCCUGGCUCUCUCUGACCUAGGUUACAGAGCAGUUGGUAUCAGAAUCGACAGUGGAGAUCUUGCCUAUCUCAGUCAGUUAUCGAGGGAAACGUUUCGGAAGCUUGCCGAAAAAUUCGAUCUACCCUGGUUUGCAAAAUUAACGAUAGUUGCUUCUAAUGACAUCAACGAAGAGACAAUAAUCAGUCUAAAUGAGCAGAAUCAUCAGAUCGAUUGCUUCGGUGUGGGAACCCACUUAGUAACGUGCCAGAGACAGCCUGCCCUCGGUUGUGUGUACAAAAUGGUGGAGAUUAACGAUCAGCCGAGGAUAAAACUUAGUCAGGAAGUGGAUAAGGUCACGAUACCAGGUAGAAAGAACGCUUAUAGGCUGUAUGGGGCUGAUGGUCAUGCUUUGAUCGAUCUCCUGCAAAGAUCUACUGAGCCUGCACCACAAGUUGGCAGAAGGGUGUUGUGCAGGCAUCCCUUUCAGGAAUCCAAGAGGGCCUAUGUCAUUCCUACCAGGGUUGAGACGUUGCAUAGGGUGUACUGGAAGAACGGAAAAGUGGUGCUCCCAAUUCCCACUCUCCAGAAGGCAAGAAAUCGUGUUCAGGAGUCACUGAAAACUUUGAGGACUGAUAUCAAACGCAGCUUGAACCCGACUCCAUACAAGGUGGCAGUCAGUGAUGAUUUAUACACUUACAUCCACGAUCUUUGGGUUCAGAAUGCCCCAAUUGGUGAGCUAUCAUGAAAAAACUGUCGAGUGGAAGCUAUGGAAAACUUCAAACCUACGAAACUUAUCAAAUUGGAGUAAAAAGUCAAUACGAUUUAGAAAAUCCAAUGACAUUAAUAACUCCAAUUAUUUUUUGUGCUCCAUUUCAGUGAGCAAUUUUGGCAUUUUGUGAGCCGAAAGCUAUGUGGUACCUUGCUAAAAGGAGAAACUAAUGGAGGAAGUACAAAAUGUACGUGAAAAUUAAAAAUUGAAAACGAAAGUUAGAUAAUCAAGCAAGUUCUAAAUGCAUAAUUGAUGUGAAUCAAAGGUUCCAGAGAAAUGAGUAUUUUUAAGGGCUAGUAACGGCAAUUGCGUAAACAUAUGAAUUAUGUUUAUGAUUAAUCUGACUAGAGGUUCAACUAAAUGAGAGACAGAUUUUUCUAUAUAGAGGCUUUAUCGAGGUUCCACCUUUUUCAGUGGCAUACAUUUUGUUGAAUAAAGAAAUAGUUGAUUUUGUAGUGAAGUGGUGUGAGGAGAUGAGUUCGACAAUUCCAGACUAAUCACUUUGCUAAUAUCUUUCACCUUUUUGGGCUAAGGGGACGAUUCCAAAAGAAUGUUUCCGCGAAAAAAAAUGAUAGGCUACAACGAAGGUUUCUGGAUGAGCUCAUCUGAACCUCUUCCUUCAGAAGUUAUUGGUGAGUAGUUCUGUAAUAACAAGGAUCUUGAAAACAGCUCUGAGACUGUUCGGUUCAGAGGAGAAUAUUGAGAGGUUCCUCAAGUCCACAUCAUAUAUUGCUAGAAAGACCUCAAUUAAUCCCUCUCAACCACUUUCUAAGGAAUAAGGAAUAUCAGUGCGAAAUCAUUCGCGAAUCCGUGUUAAACGUCCUGUCACCAUUUCGCUACUGAUUCAUAUUAUAGAUCAAAUGCAUAUUUUUGCUGAAUAUGUAGAUACGUGUAUUUACCAGCACCAAUUCAUGAAAAAUUUACGGUACAAAGAAUAAAAGAGGUUUUAGACACAAAGGAUUAACACAUCUGUAUUCUAUCGAUUAUUAAAUUGUAUAAGAUGGAGUAAUGAACAUUAUCGAAAUUUGUUAUUGGUAGCUCAAACAUCUGAAUCGGCAUGACACCAAAAAAGUCAUAGACAUAAAUAGAAUUGAAUAAUAAUAUUUUUAUUGACGAGAGAACAGAUGACUGUUGAUUAGGGAAUCAAUGGUUUAUGUACAUGCCAUUUUGUUUUUGUUAUUGAUACAAUAUUUGUUAAUCUUUUUAUGUGCUUUUAAUACGUAAUAAACUGUUUUUCUCGUCUUA
Molecule: messenger RNA, 3404 nt
Organism: Diachasma alloeum
Lineage: Eukaryota; Metazoa; Arthropoda; Insecta; Hymenoptera; Braconidae
Gene: Naprt
Product: nicotinate phosphoribosyltransferase
Exons: 10
Coding region: 240-2135 (631 amino acids)
Biological process (GO): NAD+ biosynthetic process
Molecular function (GO): nicotinate phosphoribosyltransferase activity
Source: RefSeq, a predicted model, not a curated record